Leptopilina heterotoma is the source of this 5130-nucleotide messenger RNA. Its product is annotated as SLIT-ROBO Rho GTPase-activating protein 1-like. Bases 817 to 4455 code for a protein of 1212 amino acids. NCBI's taxonomy places the organism in Eukaryota, Metazoa, Arthropoda, Insecta, Hymenoptera, Figitidae. Gene Ontology annotation, biological process: signal transduction; negative regulation of cell migration. Gene Ontology annotation, cellular component: cytoplasm. Gene Ontology annotation, molecular function: protein binding. The record is from RefSeq and is a predicted model, not a curated record. The transcript is spliced from 13 exons.
ACGAGAGGACUAACAGUGUUGCAUGCCACGGUCAUCGGUCAGUUUGGUGCGUUCGAAGCGUUCUGCUUUACUUUGUGUACUGUAGUUUUCGUUUACGUUUCUCGUAAGGAAGAGAAAGAGAGAGAACAACGCACUGGCAUUAGGAGAGAGCGCGAGAGUAAAUCCUGUGGGUGGAGAUGCUUAAAGAAGGCAGAAAAGCGAGAGCACUUUGCGAGAACGGGAUAGAAAAUUUGGUUGCCUGGCGACCAGCCAGCCAUCUAGUUCGAUCCCAGGCAACCGAGCAGCCACCCUUCGCAAGGAGCAGAAACAGUUGUCGUUAGAACUGUCAGAAGAGUGGUUAUAUUAUCUUCUUCCUCAAUUCGGAAAUAGCAAUUUAUAUUCCAUUUCGAAAGUAACAGUUUUAAAAUUCUUGCAUUCGCAGAUUUGACAGAGCCUCACUCGGAUUUUAAUAGUUCAAGUGUACUGUAAUGCUCUUCUUAUGAAACUAGUGAAUUUAUGAAUGCGGGAAGACCUUGACAGUGAUUUCGAUGAGAGGGAUUAAAAUGAUAAAGUAGAGAUAAGAAUUUAGAGACACUACAUUCGAAACUUGAAUAAUGCAAUCGGAGCAAUUCUAGUGAGCUGAAAAUGUCGCUGCUCGAUGAAUGCUCCAGAUCAUCGGAUGCACCCAUUUUCCUGGCCUGUUGAUAUGUAACGCGCGCGCAAAAUUUUCACAUAUUCGCAAAGUACAGAAGCCUCAGAAAUCCGGUUUCUCUGGCAACAUCCGCUUGUUAAAUGUGUUCUCUUUGUUGUGCUCCUCAGAGGGAUUAAAACGAAAUCAUGUUUCAGUGCAUUAUCCAGCAAAGGAAUGGCUGGAUUCAUCCGGCUAGUCCUGAUACCAAGGACGUCUUUCCAGACAUAAGGUUGCAGUUGAACGAGCAGUUGAAAUGUUUGGACGUUCGAAUGGAGGCACAGGUUGCAUUGGUGGCGGAACUGCAGGACUUCUUUAGGAGAAGGGCUGAGUUGGAACUUGAUUAUAGUAAAUCGUUAGAAAAAAUGGCCAGGAGUAUACAGCUGAGGCAUAAGGAACAAAAACAGAAGCGCGAGCAGUGGCCCCUUUUUUCUAGUUACGCGUGCUGGCAACAACUUGUCAACGAAACCAAAUCUCUGAGUAGAGAUCACGCUGCCCUCUCCGAAGUGUACAGUACGCAUCUAGUGGGAAGAUUAAAUCAAGUAAUGGAGGACGUUCAGCGCAUUUACAAGCGAUGUCGAGAGAUUGGUUAUGAAACACAUGAAGAAAUUUUGCGAGUUUUGCAUGAGCUGCAUACGACUAUGAAGACAUACCAAGCUUAUCAGGCAGAAUCGAGGCAAGCAGAAACCAAGCUGCGUGUUGCAGAACAGCAAAGAAAUAAAUUAGAAGUGGCAAAUGCGCCCCCUGAAAAACUCGUUCGUAGCAAAAAGUACAAACUUAUUGAGAAGGAAGUCAACAAGAGAAAGAGCAAGUACACUGAAGCAAAGUUGAAGGCACUGAAGGCCAGAAACGAGUACAUUCUCUGUCUUGAAGCUUCCAAUACGACGAUACACAAGUACUUUGUCGACGAUCUGUCCGACCUCAUCGAUUGUAUGGAUUUUGGUUUCCACAACUGUAUCGCGAGAGCAUUAUUGAUGCAUUGUAGUGCAGAGGAAGGGAGGCAACGUUCAUUACAAUCUGGAGCCGAGCAAUUAGCAGCUUGCGUUGGAGUUUUGGACUCUAGAGCUGAUAAACAAAGGUUUUUGGAGUCUCAUCACGCUGCUUUUAUGAUUCCAAAGAAGUUUGAAUUCCAGGGACAACGGGGUGAUGAGACACCUGAACCGGAACUACAAAAGGUGCUACAUACAGAAAUGGAACAACGCCUGUCACAGCUUCAGCAAAGAGUAACAACACUUCGAACCGAGUCUGAGGAAGUGUGGAAAACUCUGGAAACAGCUGAAGCUAGUCUGUUAGAAAUGUUGACUGCCAAAGACUAUGACUGCUCCAGGUACUUUGGUGAAAACGCAGUACCAACGUGGAAACCUCCGGAAACGCUUCAAAUAAAGUUGAGAGCUGACAGACAGGAGACGGAAGAAUUCUAUCUCGCGAAAUUUCGAGAAUAUCUUCUAGGAACAUCGAGAAUUGCAAGGCUGGAUGCAAAGCAAGAAUACAUACGACAAAGUUUGGUGGAAGGUUCGAAUGCCAGUCCGAAUCCUUCAAUCGGAACGACGAAGCAAAAGCAGGCGCGUAGGAAACGAAUUGGACGCUUACAGAUGAAUGGACAGCCAAAGUUGUUUGGGGGCUCACUGGAAGAAUAUUUGGAAAGUACAAAUCAAGAAAUUCCACUAAUUAUGAAAAGCUGCAUCAGAGUAAUAAAUCUCUAUGGACUUCAUCAUCAGGGAAUCUUCAGGGUCUCUGGGUCGCAGAUUGAGAUUAACAAUUUUAGAGAAUGGUUUGAAAGAGGAGACGAUCCUCUUGCAGACGUGACUGACGCCUCAGACAUCAACAGCGUUGCGGGUGUUUUAAAGCUUUACCUCAGAGAACUCAGAGAACCUUUAUUUCCCAUUAUCUACUUUGAGCAUCUUAUGGAAUUAGCGCAACUCGAAUCGAAGCAGGAAUUUGUGCUCAAGAUGAAAGAAUUAAUCUCCAGUCUUCCGAGGCCCGUGGUUAUCGUGAUGAGAUAUCUGUUUGCUUUUUUGAAUCAUCUUUCCGAAUUUUCGGAUGAGAACAUGAUGGAUCCGUACAAUUUGGCUAUAUGUUUUGGUCCAACUUUAGUUCCUGUCCCCGAAGAUAAAGACCAGGUUCAAUAUCAAAAUCAAGUCAACGAAUUAAUCAAGAAUAUUAUAACUUUUUGCGAAGAAAUAUUUCCAGACGAUAUUGGAGGAAUUCAGUAUGAAAAAUAUAUCAGUAGGGAGCCUGAUGACGUGGACGUUGGAGAUUCUCCCACUGACCAGGUGCAAGAAGAUAUGGAUUCAGAGGUUUAUCCCUCAGAAGAUGAGUCGGAAAACUUGGAGGCUGUGGCUCAAUUUGACUUUAAUGCAAGGUCGGAACGAGAACUCAGUUUUAAGAAAGGUGAUACGUUAAUUUUGUUCACACAAGUGAGCAAUGAUUGGUGGAGAGGUGCUCUUGCGGGAAGAGAAGGACUGAUUCCUGACAAGUAUAUUAUGCUCAAAAUAAAAGACGAAGAGCGAGAAAAGGAAUUGUUUAAGUCAUCAAGUGAGGAGUCGAUGAGAAGGGCGUCUAGUUCCGGAGAAAAUGUUGUUUCAAGUCACAAUUCGCCAUUGAUGGGUCCAACCAAUAAUUCAAACAUGUGGCAUUCAAUCGAUGCUUCCGACGCAUCCAUGGCCUCAAGUGCAAUGCAUUCGGACAGUACGAAUGCCAGUGGCAUUAUACCAACAGUGAUAUCCAAUGUGCCGUGCUUCACGUCGUCGCAACCAAUCAUCAGCCGAGAGGAGUCAGCCACGCCUACAAGAAUAUCCAAGUCAACGAGUCCAGAACGUGAAAAAUCUAAGCUCCGUCGAGAGCAAAACGAUGAACUUACAGACGAUAUAGAAAACGAAGACAGAACAUUUCUAAAUUCUCUAUUAGUCGACGAUCAGAAGCAAAAUGACGAGAGUGACGAUGAGGCGGAAAGAAUAGCAGUCGGUGAUUCAAAGAGAGGCGCUGCAAGAAAGCAACAUUGGAAAUCACAAAGCGUUGGCGAAUCAGUGCCGCAGCAGAUGAAUCCCCUUCACGUCUCCUCCUCGCACGAGCAGGACCUUCAGGAGCACACGACUUUCUCCGCGAAUCGCGAACUCUGGCAGAGAAGAGCCACUUCACAUGUCCAACUGAAUCCUCCCAUAACGCCAAAGUCUUUCCGAACAUCACAAGAGUUCCGGGAAAUGAGGCAAAAGCACACGCCAGAUCUUGUGAUGGAUUUGCCUUUGUCAGCGCAGGACUCCGGUAAAAAGUCUGCGUCGUCCAGCAGUCUCAGCAGUUCCGACGAGGAAACUCCGAUGCAGCCAGCGAGAGCGGAAGCGGCGACCUCGCCAACUGGAGGGCCAGAAUCCCCUGACAUGAGUACAGCAGCCGAGCGAUUCGCAAAACAAAAUCAGUGCACCUUGAAAAAAAAUACCAAGUCCACUCCGGAGGAUUCCAAGUUUAAACAAGUGGAGAACACUGAACAGGAAGCGGAAGCUGAACUUGAAGUUAACUCCAAUCUGAUCGACAGAUCCAAUAGUUCGAACCAAAUUUCAGAAACAAUUUCACUCCGUUCCCCUCUUCCUCAGAGAUCAACACCAAAAAUAGCAGCAAAAUUUGCCGACAUGCAUCUCACUGGGGGAAGUCAAGUUUCCAGUUUCAAGCCCCAAGUAAAGGUGAAACCUGCGAUUCUGCGAAAACCAGUUCUGCCUUUUCCACACCCGCACAUGAGUCCAGAGCUAGCCAGAAAAAUUGAGAAACAGGCUCAAAAUGUUGAACACACUAAUUAGGAAAGCAUCUAUUCAAAGAAUAUUCAAUUCCACUUCGUGGCAAUUCGAGUUUAUUUCACAUUUCCAAAACUGAGAAUUACUGCUGAAAAAGCUUGCGUUACAGUCUUCUUAUCUCAUUUGUUUAAUGUAUUUCUUAAAAUUUUUAUUCAUUUUUAUUUUUUUACGCACAUUAAUUUAUUGUGUUAAUUAAACAAUAAAAAUGUUUAAAAAGUGCACUAAUACCUAUAUUAAUUUUAUUAGAAUUUCAAUCUUUUUAAACAAAAUAUCGAUUUUAUUUUGUGGUUGAUUUCUUUUUUUUUUUUUAAAUUGAGCUUUUAAAAGAAUUUCAGUGAAAAAUUCUCAAAAAGGAAGAUCUGAAAACAGUUGGUAUCAACUUUGAAAAUACACAUCACUUUAAAGAACUCCGGCCAUCACUAGAAUUUUAAUUGAAAAUAAAGCCUCCCGUGCGUGAAAUCACCUCUAUAGAAUUGACCGAAAGUUCCCUCAUGUAAACUGCGCUAAUUUUUUCUUUUUUUAAAAAAGCAAUCGUGUAGCGUGCGGUUAUACAUUAUUUUUCUAAACAUAUACUCCCAUUAUUUUUAAUUAACAUUUUAUUUUCUUUAUUUUUCAAGGCAAUGAACCGCGAAAAGAUAUUUCUAGUCAUAGAAAAGAAGUAAUUACGUAAACGAAAAAGAA